Molecule: messenger RNA, 6254 nt
Organism: Onychomys torridus (southern grasshopper mouse)
Lineage: Eukaryota; Metazoa; Chordata; Mammalia; Rodentia; Cricetidae
Gene: Cnksr2
Product: connector enhancer of kinase suppressor of Ras 2
Exons: 22
Coding region: 77-3193 (1038 amino acids)
Biological process (GO): regulation of signal transduction
Cellular component (GO): membrane; cytoplasm
Molecular function (GO): protein binding
Source: RefSeq, a predicted model, not a curated record
CCUGAGGGCGCCUCGGGCUGCGGACUUCGCUUUCUGUCCGAGCUCCGCGUCCCACGCGGCACCAACCCCGCCGCCCAUGGCUCUGAUCAUGGAACCAGUGAGCAAAUGGUCUCCGAGUCAAGUAGUGGACUGGAUGAAAGGUCUUGAUGACUGUUUGCAGCAGUAUAUUAAGAACUUUGAGAGGGAGAAGAUCAGUGGAGAUCAGCUGCUACGCAUCACACAUCAGGAACUAGAAGAUCUGGGAGUCAGCCGUAUUGGCCAUCAGGAGCUGAUCUUGGAGGCAGUUGACCUUCUGUGUGCACUGAAUUAUGGCUUAGAAACAGAAAAUCUAAAAACCCUUUCCCACAAGUUGAACGCAUCUGCCAAAAAUCUACAGAACUUCAUAACAGGAAGGAGAAGGAGUGGCCAUUAUGAUGGGAGGACCAGCAGAAAAUUGCCGAACGACUUUCUGACCUCAGUUGUGGAUCUGAUUGGAGCAGCCAAGAGUCUCCUUGCUUGGUUGGACAGGUCACCAUUUGCUGCUGUGACAGACUAUUCAGUCACAAGAAAUAACGUCAUACAACUCUGCUUGGAACUAACAACAAUCGUGCAACAGGAUUGCACAGUAUAUGAAACUGAGAAUAAAAUUCUUCAUGUGUGUAAAACUCUUUCUGGAGUCUGUGACCACAUCAUAUCUCUGUCAUCAGAUCCUCUGGUUUCACAGUCUGCUCACCUGGAAGUGAUUCAGCUGGCAAAUAUUAAACCAAGUGAAGGACUGGGUAUGUACAUUAAAUCCACGUAUGAUGGCCUCCAUGUAAUUACUGGGACCACAGAAAAUUCACCUGCAGAUCGAUGCAAGAAAAUUCAUGCUGGUGAUGAAGUGAUUCAAGUUAAUCAUCAGACUGUGGUGGGGUGGCAGUUGAAAAAUUUGGUGAAUGCACUACGAGAGGACCCGAGUGGUGUUAUCUUAACUUUGAAAAAGCGACCUCAGAGCAUGCUUACCUCAGCACCAGCUUUACUGAAAAAUAUGAGAUGGAAGCCCCUUGCUCUGCAGCCUCUUAUACCUAGAAGUCCCACAAGCAGCGUUGCCACGCCCUCCAGCACCAUCAGUACACCCACCAAAAGAGACAGUUCUGCCCUCCAGGAUCUCUACAUUCCCCCACCUCCUGCAGAACCAUAUAUUCCCAGGGAUGAAAAGGGAAACCUUCCUUGUGAAGAUCUCAGAGGACAUAUGGUGGGCAAGCCAGUUCAUAAGGGAUCUGAAUCCCCAAACUCAUUUCUGGAUCAGGAAUAUCGAAAGAGAUUUAACAUUGUGGAAGAAGAGACUGUCUUAUAUUGCUAUGAAUAUGAAAAAGGAAGGUCAAGUAGUCAAGGAAGACGAGAAAGCACACCGACCUAUGGCAAGCUACGACCUAUAUCUAUGCCAGUCGAAUAUAAUUGGGUGGGGGACUAUGAAGAUCCAAAUAAGAUGAAGAGAGAUAGUAGAAGAGAAAACUCUCUACUUCGAUAUAUGAGCAAUGAAAAAAUUGCUCAAGAAGAAUACAUGUUUCAGAGAAACAGCAAAAAAGACACAGGGAAGAAGUCAAAAAAGAAGGGUGAUAAGAGUAAUAGCCCAACUCACUACUCGUUGCUACCUAGUUUGCAAAUGGAUGCAUUGAGACAGGACAUCAUGGGCACACCAGUGCCAGAAACCACACUGUACCAUACAUUUCAGCAGUCCUCUCUGCAGCACAAAUCAAAGAAGAAAAACAAAGGAGCUAUAGCAGGCAAGAGCAAAAGACGAAUUUCUUGCAAGGACCUUGGCCGUGGUGACUGUGAGGGAUGGCUUUGGAAAAAGAAAGAUGCAAAGAGCUAUUUUUCGCAGAAAUGGAAGAAGUACUGGUUUGUCCUAAAGGAUGCAUCCCUAUACUGGUAUAUUAAUGAAGAGGAUGAAAAAGCAGAAGGAUUCAUCAGUCUGCCUGAAUUUAAAAUUGAUAGAGCCAGUGAAUGCCGCAAGAAAUACGCAUUCAAAGCCUGCCAUCCUAAAAUCAAAAGCUUUUAUUUUGCUGCGGAACAUCUUGAUGACAUGAACAGGUGGCUUAAUAGAAUUAACAUGCUGACUGCGGGAUAUGCAGAGAGAGAAAGGAUUAAGCAAGAACAAGAUUACUGGAGUGAGAGUGACAAAGAGGAAGCAGAUACUCCAUCAACACCGAAACAGGACAGCCCUCCACCCCCCUAUGAUACAUACCCACGGCCUCCCUCUAUGAGUUGUGCCAGUCCUUAUGUGGAAGCAAAACACAGUCGGCUUUCCUCCACCGAGACCUCUCAGUCUCAGUCUUCACAUGAGGAAUUUCGCCAGGAAGUUACCGGGAGCAGUGCCGUGUCCCCCAUUCGCAAGACAGCCAGUCAGCGCCGCUCCUGGCAGGAUUUAAUCGAGACACCGCUGACAAGUUCAGGCUUACACUAUCUGCAGACUCUGCCUCUGGAAGAUUCUGUCUUCUCUGACUCGGCAGCCAUCUCCCCUGAGCACAGGCGGCAGUCUACUCUCCCAACUCAGAAGUGCCACCUCCAGGAUCACUAUGGCCCAUACCCUUUAGCUGAGAGCGAGAGGCUGCAAGUGCUGAAUGGCAAUGGGUGCAAGCCCCGAAGUUUUACUCUGCCUCGAGAUAGCGGCUUCAACCACUGCUGUCUGAAUGCACCAGUUAGUGCCUGUGACCCACAAGAUGACAUACAGCCACCAGAGGUGGAGGAAGAGGAGGAAGAGGAGGAAGGGGAGGCAGCAGGAGAAAACAUAGGAGAGAAAAUCCCACCUCAUUUUACAGGUGAAAGUCGGGAAGAAAAAUUAGGAGACUCCCUGCAAGAUUUGUACAGAGCACUGGAGGAAGCCAGUCUUUCACCAAUAGGAGAACAUCGUAUUUCAACCAAGAUGGAAUACAAGCUAUCCUUUAUCAAAAGGUGUAAUGAUCCCGUGAUGAAUGAAAAACUGCACAGGCUGAGAAUUCUUAAAAGCACUUUAAAGGCCAGAGAAGGGGAAGUAGCCAUUAUUGAUAAAGUCCUAGACAAUCCAGACUUGACAUCUAAAGAAUUCCAACAAUGGAAGCAGAUGUACCUCGACCUUUUCUUGGAUAUCUGUCAAAACACCACCUCAAAUGAUCCACUAAGUAUUUCUUCUGAAGUAGAUGUUAUCACUUCCUCUCUAACACAUACUCAUUCAUACAUUGAGACACAUGUGUAAGUGCAUUCUAACUUGAGGCCAUCUAGUUCCUGCUGGUACUCUGAACAAGUACAUGAGGUAGCUUUUUUAUUAAUGUGUUGGACACUUGACAAGCUAUACUUUAAUGUUACCAAACUAUAUGAAACAAAGCAUACAUGGUCACAUUACCACUGUCUUUAAUGAGCAUUUGUAUGUUUUAUAUGCAGUCAGUGCUCAGCUUAUGUUUACCAUGUGCAAAAUCAACUAUCUUUAAUGACUUAAGUUAACUUUUACAAACAAUUCUAAAUGCAGGUGACCUUCAAAUCGAAAAACCCCAAAAAGGCAGUUUUCUAUCCGAAGUCAUCUUUUCUCCCUUUAAGUUAAUUUUCUAUAAAUGAUACUUCAAACGUAAAUCACAAUUUUUUCAGGUACAGACAUCCUUGUGGGUGGGAAAGAAUUUAAACCUUUUUAUAUUUAUUAAAAUGUUCUAAGAAUUUUCUUAAACAUUGCACAAAGUUUAAUGCUGUAGUUUUAUUUUUGUGAAAUGUAGGUACGUAUGAAAGAGUUAAGCAAACUAGAAGAGCAUCAAUAUAAGAAAAGUUCAGGUAGCUAAUAUCUGUCUUAAUAGUCUAUUAACUUGUGCUAACUGGUUAAUGGAGGUCCUCUUCCAAAUCUAUGAGAACACUGCAUGGUGUAUCAGGGCAAAGCUUUGUAAGAUGUUUUUGUAACUAAGACCAAAAUUGAAGAUAGAGCUGCUUUAUUUUCUUGGUUUAAAUCUUCCUUUAUUUUUGUAGUGACGAAAUGCUGAUUGUGUACAGAAGAAUUUAAGAAUGGAUUUUUUUAAAACAGACUUAACUCACCCAGAAAGGCAGCUAACAGCUAUACAUACAUAUAUAUAUAUAUAUAUAUAUAUAUAUAUAUAUAUAUAUAUAUAUACAUAAUUUCAGCCCAAACUCAUGGUUUUUGAACUCUAACUCUUAAAAGACAAGGUAUACACUGAAAUGAGUCAAUUUUCCAGGCAGUUUCCAAUUUUCCCUUGGUCUGUUAACUAAACUCAUGUAAUUAUACAUCAGGCAGGGAAGUAAAAUACAUUUAGUCAUCACAGAUAGAAGUUACAAUAGAGAAAACAAUGAUGACAAAUGUUAAUAAACUUCUCAGCUAAGGAACAGAGAAUGGCAGUCAUUUUGGGAGUCAUUACUUUGAGUGACCUGAGAUUAAGCACUUAGAGGUUUUUCCUAGAGUCCUGAACUGUUUAUAGAGUGGAUGGAGUCUAUGAAAAGUCCUCUUCAUAUAUUGCCAUUUCUAUGUGUCUAGUUUUGGAAAGUGACCACAGCAUGAAAGUGACUUGCUGCUUUUUAGUGUGUGGCUGCAUAAUGUACAAGUCACAAUUUGCUGUUUUUCCAGGAGGAAGAGACCCUCCUUUACUAUUAUUCUAUAUCCUAAAACCUACUUCUGAUCAGCUUUAUCCUGUUGCCUGUACAGCUCAGUGAAUGUACUUAUAUCUCUAAGAGUUCAGAUAUAUGCCAGUGAAUAUUUUUGCUGUAGAGAAGAAAGUGAAAACCACACAGUGGGAUCUUUUUCUUUGCUUUUGAAAUCACAUUAAAUCACUAUCGUUUUGCAGACUUUGCACAACUGUACAGGAGAGUGGCCUUUCUACAGCACAUUUUCAGUAAUCCUAUAUUUAGUCAAGUGGAUGAGAAACCACACAUUAAUGUUUGUAUGGAAUUUUGGGUCCAGUGUAAUAUUUUUAUCAUUGAAAAAAUCCUAUUUGUAAAAACAUUUAUUUACUGCAUGGUUAUUGACACACAUUAAAUUUGUGGGAUUUUGUGUAUGUAAAAGAGAGAAAGAUAAAAACAAACAAAAACCCUCUUGUCAUAAAAUGAAGUGUGCUUGUUACAGUUCUUUAGGCAUAUUGAUGUUUACUAGACCAGUGUGUAUCUUCACUUAAAAAUAGCUGUAAAUGAUGGAUGUGCCACGCAUACGGUGGACAGACAGCCUGCAACAACGAGCAGUUGGCGGGAAAAGUAGCUCUGUUGCUAGUAAGCAGUUUCUCCUUUGUAAAGUCAGCUGUUAGUUGACUGGUAAAAAUUAAACUAAUGAAUUUUACAAGACUCGUGACUAGCCUGGCAUGAAAGAGACCUUUUAACACUAUAUAUCUGUACAUUUCAUUGCAUUAGUUUCAAAUCUAGGAGAGAGGCAGCACUGUAAACUGAAGUCAAAUAAACCCAGCUCGAAAUGAACCCUUAGAAAGCAGCUACUUUUUUCCUGCAGAGGGCUUACCACAUUUCUCUGUGAUCUGAUCACACAGCCACCCUCACUACCACCACCCCACUUACAAGUUCUCACUUUGCCACCUCACUGAUAGCACAAGCCAGAAGUAACACCUGUUCGGAGCUUACCAAGGUCUCCUGUGAGACCUUGAAAACUCAAGCUAAGCUGUCUUCCCACUGACCGACAUAACCAUGGAGACUUCACCUACUCAUUCCUUUUCUGUGAGCCUUUGGGGGAUGGAGGGAGCAAACCACCAAAACUAAGCUCAUUUUCUUUUGACAAAUGUAGCAUUUUGUGGUUAAGGGUUGCUGAAAUAUGUCUAAACUAUAAAGCUGCCUCUAGCCAGUGUAAAAGCAGAUGGGGAAGGAACAGAAGAAAAAAUUCAGAAUUAACCAAGAAUAGUUUCUCACAGAAAUGCUUUUUUCAAGACUUUUUUUCCUUCGAUAUGAAACUGUUAGAACAGAUCUGUAACCAUGGCCCUGAACCAUAAAAAUCAUUCUCCUCCGUACACCUGUUCCAUGCCAUUUAAGCAAGGCGCUCAUGCACAUGCGUGCAUGCAUGCACACACACACUCACCCACCCACAACGUCAUCAGGUAAUACUGUCUUAUGGGACUAUUACAGCUGUUAUAGCCAACAAUUUUCUGUGAUUUGUGUAUAAGUAAUCAUACUUUUUAGAGGGGAGUCAUGAAAGUAAUCACAGGCACCUGGAAAACACUUUCGGGAGGGAAAUAAGGUCCUAUUUUACUUCCAAAUCCCACCUCUAGCACAGGGUGAGUCUGUCUUUCUGAAAACUCUGUAAUUAACUAAAGCUGUUUCAUAUCACUGCAUUU